Molecule: messenger RNA, 6548 nt
Organism: Trichobilharzia szidati
Lineage: Eukaryota; Metazoa; Platyhelminthes; Trematoda; Strigeidida; Schistosomatidae
Source: the annotation of a GenBank genome assembly
GUUGUUUGAAGUUGACCUGGGAUUCAUUUCCGCCAAGUUGCCAGUGUUUUUAACUGACCAAAAAUUGUUGAUUAAAUGAAGCUGGGUUUUAGUUAGCGAUGAUGAAGUGCCUCAAAGUUGAGGAUGCGUUAUCUUAUCUAGACCAGGUCAAAGCGAGAUUCUCUGGUCAGGGGGCAAUCUAUAUGGACUUUCUUGAUGUCAUGCGUGAUUUCAAGGCUCAAACAAUUGGUACGGAAGUUGUCAUUCGACGGGUGCGUGAGCUGUUUGAAGGUCAUCCUGACUUGAUCACUGGAUUCAACACUUUCAUACCUCAAGGGUAUCGUAUGGAUGCUCCUCCUACAUCGCAUCAGUCUUUUAACAGCAAACCUACAUGCACCGUUAUCCCAUCAAGGACUACAUUAUCAAUAUCCUCAUCCGAUAAUGUAACUCCGGUAAAAGGAGUUUGCACUUCGCUAAAAGUUAGUGAAGCAGUGAGUGAAUGGUCACCACCAGGAAGUUUAACUGGUGUAGCCAGCAGUCAGUUCGACGUUUCCAGUCGCCCAAAUGUUCAUGUAUCUGUUGUCUCUAACUGCUUGCCACUGUCAGUUUCAUCUCCACCUAUACGUGCUUUAACUCCUAAUAUUCAGCCUGAUAAUCUUAGUUAUAACUCGUCAACUCAACAACAGUUUUUGUCGACAGACUAUCAAGAGAACUUUUCCAAUGUCAUUGUUAGAAACUCACACAAUACUACAAGUUUACCACAAUCUCCUCACGUUUAUCAGCAGAACCACCAGUCAUUCCAUCAUGCUCUCCAGUAUGUGAAUAAAAUAAAGGUAAGUGAUAUUUACUUCAUACGAAUGGCGUUGGUUCAGAACCGGUUCCAAGGCAUACCUGAUGUCUACAAACGAUUCCUCGAUAUAUUGCAGUGGUACCAAAAAGAACAAAGACACUCAGAUCCUAUGUGUCGUAAACAGGCCGAAUUACAGGUUUACCAGGAUGUUGCCAAGCUGUUUGAUGGCCAAGAGGAUCUACUUCAGGAAUUCAGCCAGUUCUUACCUGAAUCCUUUGGCGUUACGAGUGCUGUGACUGAAACGACGAUAAAUAGGAAGAACUCUGGCUAUUCACAACUCAGUGGGUCAGAUUUACUAGAUCCGUCUGUUCCAGUGCCUCAGUUAAUAAACCGUGUUUCAGAAGGCAUCAACCUAGCGCUGUCUUCUAGACAGCGACCAGGUCAAGAAGCUGUUCCUGCAAGUGUGGAUUCCAAAAAACUAAAGCGACUUGCUCCUGCACCAAAUGCUUUUCAGAACAGUGCCUCAACAAUUAUUCCACCCAAGAAAUCUCGUUCUUCAGUACGAGAUGUAAGCAUUGUUGAUACAAAUCAACUGACCACAGGGAUUGGCGUGUCACUUUUGCAAAAGAUUCGAGAUGCUUUGGAUGCUGACAGUCCAGUAGGGAAUCGUUCCUACCAAACCUUCCUACAAAACGUUUGUUUAUUCAACCGUCGGAUAAUAUCAGCUGAUGAAUUGUUAGAAACGACACAUCCUCUAUUUAUAAGACAUGUAGACGUGUGGAGACGCUUCAGUGAUUUCAUCAUGUCAUCACGAAAUUCAUCCCAAGAAGGAUUUGGACAACUUCAGUCUCAUUCUCCUGCUUACUCCCGAGACAGACAUGAUCGUGACAAACAUGGUACCUGUAAUUUCCCAUGUGAUUCUCAUACAUGUUCUGAUUCUCUAUCAAACAACAUAAACAAUCAACCGCCUACAUCAUUAGUCUCACUUGUAAGUGAAGUGUCUCAAAAAAGAUUGGAUUUGGAUUUCACUAAGCUCCGAAGUUGUGGUGUAAGCUAUCGAGCAUUACCAUCGAAUUUCCCGCAGAGCAAAUGUUCCGGUCGGCAAAAAUGCCCAGUUGCGAAAGAAGUGUUAAAUGAUUCGUAUAUCAGCUUCUCUUCGCUUACCUCCGAAGAUUCUCAGUUUGUAUCAUCUAAAAAGAAUCAAUAUGAAGAAAAUAUGUAUCGUGUUGAAGAUGAACGUUAUGAAGUAGACAUGGUUACUGAACUCAAUAGAGCUGCAAUGCAAAAUCUAGUUGUUGUUAAAAAACGUAUGGAUAGAUUAAAUAAAGAACAACUUAGUCAAUUCCAUAUGGAUGAUAAAUUAGGUGGAACAUCGGCAAUUUUAAUGCGAAAAGCUAUACACAGAGUUUAUGGUGAUAAAGCAGGUGAUGUAAUAUAUGGCUUAAAAAAUUGUCCUAAUACAGUACUCCCAUUGGUUAUACAACGUAUGCGUCAAAAAGACACCGAAUGGCGAGAAGCUAUCCGUAAUUAUCAACGUUCUUGGGCAGAUCAAGAUGCACGUAAUUAUUUACGUUCUCUGGAUCAUCAGGGUGCAACAUUCAAACAACGUGAUGCACCUUUCAUACGUAGUAAAACUAUGAUUAGUCAGAUAGAAUCUAUCGCCCGAAAUGAUAAGCAUUCAUCGUGUCAUUCUAGUUCAGAUCCUGUCGGUAAAAUGAUCUCUACUUUACUAACUCAACAAAAUUUUAUUUCUCGUGAUAUCAGUAAUCCAGGAUCUAUAGGUUCUGCUUUAGCAAAUGUAUUAGAAGGGAAUAAUGAAGAUGAAUCAGCUCAUUUAACAUUAGUAUAUCCACCACCAGAUAUUAGAAAUUCACUUUUAGAAGAUGCUGCAUCAUUGAUUAUACAUCAUGUGAAACGUCAAUCCAAUGCAAGCAAAAAUGAUAAACGAUCCAUGAAAUGUUUAGUAAGAACUGUGCUACAAGAUAUCUUUAUGGCGAAUCGUUUUCCAAUGUCAGAUGAUGAAGACGAUGAGGAGGAUGAAGAUGAAGAUAUAGAUCCAAAACCGGAGGAUGAAGAACCAAUCGAUGAGAUAGGCGAAAAUGAUGAUGAUUGUCGUAAUCGACCAGGACGAAAUUUUAAAUUAUCAAAACGUUUUCCUGAGUCCCGUAAACUACUAAUCCCAAGUGAAGAGACAACAUCAUCAGUUGUUAUGGAUCAUUCUGAUGAAUCUGAUAUAACUCGUAAAGAUAAUGUGAAAAUGGAAACAGAACCGCUUAUUGUACAAACUGAUGAUUUAUCAUCGAACCGAUUAAAACCAGAUGAAACGAAUUUUAAUUCACCUGGAUUAUCUACACAAAACAUCUCCAUAUCUUGUCAUAAUAAUAAUAAUAAUUUAGAAAAUUCCGUGAAUGAACUUCGUAAUACGGAACUUGGUUGUAUGUCGAAUUUACCUAAACAGGAGUACUAUUCUGUACUGUAUGGAAAUAAUCACUGGUAUGCAUUUUUAAGGCUUCAUCAUCUCCUUUUGUGCCGAUUGCAUCAUCUACGUACUCGUGGUGCAACAGCUGUUCAAGAAGCUGUUUCAGACAAAGAUGAAUAUCAUGUACAAGCGGCUGAAUUACUUCAUCUUCGUAGAUACGGUGGUACUGAUCCCUCGCAGUAUUAUACUCAUGCUCUCAAUUUGGUUAAAGAUCUAUUGGAUGGUGGAGAAGAUAUAAACACCUAUGAGGAUAGAUUACGUGAUAUGUUUGGCAUACAUGCAUAUCCAUGGUUUACUAUGGAUCGUCUGAUAAUUAAUAUAGUCCGUCAAUUGCAAGCCCUGACCAGUGGGGAUGAAUUAAGUCGUCGAUUGACAGCUUUACAUCGCUCUUGGGUCGGUAAUUCAGCCUAUAAUGAUCGAGGCAUACAGUUGAAUAAUUCUGCUUCAAAUUUUCCUCAGUAUUCGGACGUUUGUGGUCCAUUGUAUACUCGUGUCUGCCGAUUGGCAAAUGAGAGUGCCUAUCAUUCUCAGGCUAUGGCUAUUUGUUCUUCUUUUGCUGGUACAAAUAGCUCUUGCAAUGUUGGUUCAGGUCCUGGAAAUUCAUAUUCAUCCAAUACAGCAGGACAAAGCAACACAAAUACUUUUAAUAAUAAUAAUAAUAAUGCUAAUAACAACAACAAUAAUAUAAAUAAUCCUAAUUCAUGGCCUAAUUGUUAUUUAAUUGUGGUACUCUCAGAGGCGUCUACUAUGCUUAUCCGUCUUAUGAAACCUGCUCAUCCAACGAAGUGUGAAUCGGAGAAAGGUCAUGAUGCAUGCUUCUAUUCUAAUCAUAUAAAUUUUAUUCCUUCAGACACGUCUAAUCCUUCAGAUCGUGAAUUUUUGCACAGAGAAAAAUUGAAAUCAGGUGUUUCUAUUCGUCAUUGGCAUGACUACCUUACAACGCAUCUUUCUUGGACUCUUGGAUAUGUCCCGCACAAUAUAUGUUCACGCAUUUUACCAGUAUUUUUAUAUCGUACUGUCCGUAGAUGUGUGAACGCUUUAACGCGUACUGCACUUCAACGAAGACAACAGUUGGUAAUUCAGACAGGCGAUACACAACCUGAAGAAAUCUUAGCACAAGGAAUAGCCUCUACUGGUGAAAAGUCUACUGAGUCAGUAGGUAGUUCCGAGAACCAGGAACAGCGAUUCAAAUCUCCUAGUUCAUCUAAUUUUGAAAGAGAUGUUUGGGAGUUUAUGAUCCGCGUUUUCAGAAAUGAUCUUACACAUAAAGAACUCUUCCGUAAUACCUUUUCAAGUGACUGCAUGCAUUCCACUGAACGUUUAGAUUCAAGAGUUACACGUAAUCAUAAAAUAAAUUGGUCUGUUGGUUCUUAUGGAAUAUUCGUUCGAUAUCCUAGACGGCGGACUUGUCGAAGUUAUCCCGUAGAAAAAUGGCAUAAAUUUCAUGCUGAUUGGUUAGCAAAGCAUAUUGGCGGCUCUGAUAACAAUGAUGAUGAUAAUGAUGUUGUCCAGCACAAAGAGGAGGAGCAUGAGGAGGCGGCGGCGGAGGAGGAGGAGAAUGAAACAUUGAAUCCAGACGAUGGAGGAAUACAACACUCUGAAGUGCAAAAAUCGAAUGACAACGUUAUCGAGUCAGAGAAAUCACAGAAAAAAGAAUCAUUGACUGUAGAGGUGAAUAAUAAUAAUAAUAAUCUGAUCAGUGGUCUUGCUGAAGUUGGUCAAAGUUCCUCAACUUGUGAAGAAGAAGAGGAUAAUGAUGAAGAAGAGGAAGAGGGGGAAGAGGAAGGGGAAGAAGACGAUGAUGAUGAUGGUGAGAGGGAGGACGAGGAGGAGGAGGAUGAAGACGAUGAUGGUGAUGAUGAUGAUGAUGAAGAAGAAGAAGAAGAAGGACAAAGAAAUCUCAUUGUAGAUGCAACUACAACAACUCCCGUGGAAUCAGAUACUUCAUUUUCUUCUUGAUAAAUUGUCUUCAUGAUAGGCUGUGUAUAUAUAUUAUAUAUGUUUUCUUUUCCUUGUUUAUUUUUUGUCUUUAUUGAAUUUUAUUACGUGAUAUGUAUGCGUGUGUACAUAAAUUAAUAUCAAUGCAUAUAUACUUAUGUAUGAUGACUAUGACACCCCUUACUUUUAUGUUAUAUGUACUUGACGCAAUCUGUGGGGGUGUGUGUAUGUGUGUACUUUAUUUGUUUAUUUGUCACACAAUAAUUCUAUUUUCAUUUAAUGCAGUUAUUAUUAUUAUUGUUAUUAUUAUUUGACACGAUUUUUAUACAUACACAUCACUUGCUAAUUUCAGCUUGAAAGCUAGUUAGUUUUUUCUUUUUUUGUUUUGUUUUGUUUUCUUUUUAUUUAUUUCUUUGGUAUUUUAUUUUGCUUUAUGAUACACUUGAAAGCUACUCACACCACCUGUAUAUGUACACAUUAUUAUUGUUAUUUAUCUGACUGACAGAUGUAUAUGUAUAAACUUACCUACCUACCAGCCUACCUACCUACCAACUGACCGACGGACCACCUACCAAUCAUCCCUCGUUUUCUCUCCCCCUCCCCCUCCUGCAUUAAUAUACUUGUUUGUAUAAGAUUUUAAUAUAUCCUCUAACCCUUUGUUUUAACACAUUAUCCUUAUUAUUAUUAUUAUUCGUUCAAGUAUGUGUUGUAAUAAUAAUAAUAUUAUUAUUGUUAUUAAUAUCCCUACCGUUAUUAUUAUUAUUAUUAUUUCCUAUCUUCAAUAUAUGCAUGUAUGCAUGCAUACUACUUACAAAUGGAUAUAUGACAAAUGUUGCAGCUAAAUAAUGAUAAUGCUGACAUAAUAAUAAUACUGAUGAUAAUCUUUUUCUGUGUAUCUGUAGUGUGCGUUGUUUGGCGGCUAUCCUAUCCUCUCCUCUCCAUCCGUCUAUCACGUCUGAAUCCUUCUGUUUUUACUGUUAUUAUUAUUAUUAUUUUAUUUUAGAGAUUAUUGUGCAUAAUUUAGUUUUUUUUAUCCAUAUUUGCAAAGUAACACUUCAGCCUUCUUUUGUUUGUUUGUUUGUUUUUUUGUUUCUCUUCUUCCUAAUUUUAUAUUAGUUAUCUAACUGUAUUCAUUAUUAAUUAAUUAAUUGUGAAGCAAUCUGUUGUUCAAUGUUUUAUUCUCAUUAGUGUAUGUAUGUAUGUAUGUAUGUACGCAUGCAUGCAUGUCGGUUGGUUGGUUGCUUAUUUAGCCAACUGACGACUGCCUGCCUGCCUGCUUACACCUGCCUACCUACCUACCUUACCUUACCUUACCUUACUUUACCUACUUACAGUGUGUAUAAAGUUUUUUCUUUAAUACCA